This is a messenger RNA of Penicillium soppii, 1533 nucleotides long. RefSeq names its product putative MFS transporter. The coding region runs from base 1 to 1533 and encodes 510 amino acids. Gene Ontology annotation, molecular function: transmembrane transporter activity. The transcript has 3 exons. The record is from RefSeq and is a predicted model, not a curated record. Gene Ontology annotation, biological process: transmembrane transport. Gene Ontology annotation, cellular component: membrane. Lineage: Eukaryota; Fungi; Ascomycota; Eurotiomycetes; Eurotiales; Aspergillaceae.
AUGACAACUGAACAUGCAAUUACCGAUGGGGAGUUGGGGGAGAAGAUCGACUUGACCCAUGAGGAGGUCGUUCAUUUGGCCCAGUUGACUGAUGAAGAGAAAAUCCUGGAGAAAAAGCUGCGCAGACGCAUCGACGCGCUGAUUAUGCCGCUGGCGAUUUUGGUUUAUCUGAUGAAUUAUAUUGAUCGCAACAAUUAUGCCGCCGCGAAGCUCCAAGGCCUCGAGGCGGAUCUCGGCCUCGACGACACAAAGUACCAGACCGGUCUCUCUAUUCUGUUUGUUGGAUAUAUUUUGAUGCAAGUGCCAUCAAACAUGCUUCUGAACUAUAUGGGCCGACCAUCCCUGUAUAUCGGGUUCUUCGUGUGUGCCUGGGGCAUGGUAUCUGCAUUGACAAGCCAAGUCUCAAGCUACGGAGGCAUUGUUGCGUGCCGAUUUAUCCUCGGUCUGGUCGAAGCGCCCUUCUUCUGCGCUAUCCUCUUCUACUUGUCCAAGUGGUACACCAAGAAGGAGCUGGCCUUCCGCAUGAGUAUCUUCUACUCCGGUUCUCUCCUGAGCGGUGCUUUCGGAAACCUCAUCGCAGCCGGAAUUCUCAACGGCCUUAAAGGAAAGCGCGGCCUCACUGCCUGGCAGUGGCUGUAUAUCAUUGAAGGAUCGAUCACAGUCGCGAUUGGAUUGGCGAUUUGCUUCAUUCUGCCCGACUUCCCGGAAACAUGGAAGCUGUUGAGCCCGGAGAUGCGCCACGUCGCACAGAGACGACUUGCAAUUGAGGCUGGCGAAGCCGAUCUCGACGAAGAAGGUGGAAUGAGUCAAAUCAAGGGUCUGAAGCUCGCUAUGACCGAUAUCAAAACCUACGCAUUUGCCAUCGCAUACAUGUGCAUCACUGGAGCGGCUGGAUUCCAGAACUUCUUCCCAACUUUGGUGAAGAGUUUGGGUUACAGCGAGACUAUCUCGCUUGUGCUCGUGGCCCCGCCGUACCUCUUUAUGGUCGCGUAUUCUCUUUGCCAUUCGCUGCUGUCCGACAGGUUCGGGAAGAGAUUCUGGUUCUUCGUCUACCCAAUCCCAAUCACCAUUAUCGGAUUCAUUAUCUUCAUGACGACGCACUCAUUUGGACCGAAAUACUUUUCGUUCUUUUUGAUGGUUUUUGUCUUUGCCCAGAACGGAACUCUAUACUCCUGGCUGGCUAGUUCAAUUCCUCGCCCGCCUGCUAAGCGCGCUGUUGCGUUCGCAUUUUUCAAUUCUCUCGGCAAUAGCGCUUCGAUCUGGACGCCUUUUACGUAUCUUGACAGUGAGGCACACCGCAAUUUCCCCACUGCUAUGGGCGUAUGCAUUGCGCUCCAGGCUAUCGGCGGACUGAUGGCCGUCUUUUUGUACUUCAAUCUACGUUCACUCAACAAACGCCAGGAGCGCCUUGAGAACGAGGAAGUGCAGCUAAGCGAGAAGGAUCUCCGUCGGCUGCAGGCCACCGCUGACGUUGAAGGUAUUGAUAUUGCCGCCGCUCGACGGCUGCAGAAGGGAUUCCGCUAUGUGCUGUAA